CCUGGCGGCGGGUUCCGCCCUCGCGCUGGGGAGGAGUCCCGGAGCAGAGCUGGAGCCGAAGCACCUUUCACACCCUCCUCGCCCUCCCCACCGACAUCAUGCUCCAGUUCCUGCUUGGAUUUACUCUGGGCAACGUGGUUGGAAUGUAUCUGGCUCAGAACUAUGAUAUGCCAAACCUGGCUAAAAAACUUGAAGAGAUUAAAAAGGACCUGGAAGCCAAGAAGAAGCCCCCUAGUUCCUGAUGCCUGCCUACUACUGCAUUCUGGACCCACCAACUCCGUCCUGGGGGCCCUGCCUCCUUCAUAGCCACGUCCAAAGCUGUGUUCCUCUUUGGUCUCAGACCCUGUGUGUUGCCUCAGAUCCAACUUGGGCCAGAAGUCCAGUCAGCUCUACGUUUCCAGCAUCUCCCCUUCGCCUGUAUCUUCUGUUCAGCUGCUUCUGGGUCCUAAGACUGGAACUACGGUGCUAAGUUAGCAACCACAACCGUAACUAGUGCUCACCUAUGCCUUGGGAGUCCUACCACCUGUUGUCCAGAAAUGAAUGGAUUUGGAUAGCGGCUGUGGAUGUACUGUCUAAGCAGUGAUAACAGCAGCUUGCUAGACAAACUAAAUUUUGUUAAAGUAAUUAAAAUUAGUAUCUUCGAGUAA
Apodemus sylvaticus (European woodmouse) is the source of this 647-nucleotide messenger RNA. It is a transcript of the gene Stmp1, whose product is annotated as short transmembrane mitochondrial protein 1. The transcript is spliced from 3 exons. The record is from RefSeq and is a predicted model, not a curated record. NCBI's taxonomy places the organism in Eukaryota, Metazoa, Chordata, Mammalia, Rodentia, Muridae. Bases 99 to 242 code for a protein of 47 amino acids.